Messenger RNA from Dentiscutata erythropus, 204 nucleotides. The record is from the annotation of a GenBank genome assembly. Lineage: Eukaryota; Fungi; Glomeromycota; Glomeromycetes; Diversisporales; Gigasporaceae.
AUGGACUCGAAUGGGAAGAAACGAGCAUGUGCUACAAAAAAAAGUUUAAAGAAAAAAAAAAAAGAAGCUAAAAGAACAAAAGAACAAGAGAAAAAGUUAUUGAAAAUGAAAUUAACUAUAAUUCUUCGUAGUGGAUCUGCUAUCGUAAGGAAUCUUAAAGCAUUGGGAUUUAUUACAGAUCGCUAUUUAUCAAAGACCACUUAA